This is a messenger RNA of Dunckerocampus dactyliophorus (ringed pipefish), 3182 nucleotides long. RefSeq names its product phospholysine phosphohistidine inorganic pyrophosphate phosphatase (gene lhpp). Gene Ontology annotation, molecular function: phosphatase activity; inorganic diphosphate phosphatase activity. Bases 505 to 1320 code for a protein of 271 amino acids. The record is from RefSeq and is a predicted model, not a curated record. Gene Ontology annotation, biological process: dephosphorylation. The transcript is spliced from 8 exons. Gene Ontology annotation, cellular component: cytosol. NCBI's taxonomy places the organism in Eukaryota, Metazoa, Chordata, Actinopteri, Syngnathiformes, Syngnathidae.
UCUAACAUUAGUACUAGCAUAACAUGCUAUUACGUUAGCUAAAUACUCACUUAUUAAGCUAGCAACUUGGCAUUUAGCUGUCAGUAUUUUUAGCUUAGCAGAAUGGCAAGAAGGAAAAUACACGAUUACCAAAUAGGAGGUUGAAGCCCCGAUGUGAGUUGUCAAGUGUCAGGGUAAGAGUUUGUCCAACGCCUGAAGAUUCCGCGUCGGUCCAAAUUUAUGUGCGAGUGCUUCAAACGGGAAUAUGUAGCGGGUGUGACGUCAAAGGACACGCCCCCAUGUUGCAACCUUCGACUUGAUUGCGAGAUCAAAGUCAAGAUCAUUUUUAAAAACACGUCGUUUGUAUCAAAUGUUUAACAAAUAAACGCCGUACUUAAAAGCAAGUUAUUAAACACCCAGCGCUGUUAUUUUCAAGCCGCUAAAACACUGGCAAAGACUUAGCAGGAGUGAUUGACAAGCAGACCGAGGGAUCUGCUGAGCGCAUGCGCAUUGAGACGUUUCAUCAUGGCGGACACCGUCUGGCCGAGCUGUGCGAAAAGUUUAAAAGGUGUCAUUCUUGACAUGUGUGGAGUUUUGUACGACAGCGGGGAGGGCGACGGAGUUGCCAUUCCUGGCUCCAUUGAAGCCGUGAGGAAGCUCAAAGCUUCUGACCUGAAGCUGCGGUUCUGCACCAAUGAAAGUCAGGCAUCAAGAGAUAAGUUUGUUGCCAAACUUCAACGAUUGGGCUUUGACAUUUCCGUGGAGGAGGUCUUCUCUCCUGCACCCGCAGCCGUGGCAGUGUUGAAGCAAAGAGGGCUGCGGCCCCACCUGCUGGUGUAUGACGCGCUCCUCCCGGAGUUUGACAGCGUCAACAAGAGCGACCCGAACUGCGUGGUGAUUGGCGAUGCGGCUGAGAAGUUCUCCUACCAGAACAUGAACAAGGCCUUCAGGGUCCUGAUAGGCCUAGAGAAGCCAGUGCUGUUCUCUCUUGGCAAAGGGAAAUAUUACAAGGAGAUGGAUGGUUUGAAGCUGGAUGUGGGAGUUUACAUGAAGGCUCUGGAGUACGCCUGUGAUGUGGAGGCCGAAGUCAUUGGGAAGCCGGCGGCUUCAUUCUUCCAAUGUGUUCUCAAUGACAUGGUGCUGCAGUCACAUGAGGUGAUGAUGAUCGGCGAUGAUCUGGUGAAUGACGUCGGCGGUGCACAACAAUGUGGAAUGAAAGGCGUACAAGUCCGAACGGGCAAAUACAGACCCAGUGACCAGAACCACCCGACUGUGGUGGCGGACGGAACGGUGGACGACCUGGCCCAGGCGGUGGACAUGAUCCUCAGUGGGAGAUGCUGAGAACAAGCUGGCGUGCAUUUAUGAGGUCUUACCCAUGAGUCCACGAGAGAAGAGGGCAGUCCCCUGGCUCAUGGUCUGUGCCUGGAACUGCGGAAACAACACCAGAAACUCAGCAUCAGCUCCACAUAGUCUGAAUGAAUGAAUAAAAAAAAAAAAGGGAAUACAUCCAAAACACUCCGGAAUGUGGUUGUUUUAUGUAUUAUUUAUGAAGGGGGACGAACAAACGCCUCCACGAGUGCCAUCUCUUUAUUACAUGUGGCCGAGAGGGCAAAUUGGCUCAACAUAGUGGGAGAGGAGGUAAUGUUGCUCAGACAUUUCUUCUCCACCUACAACGACCUACUCCAUUGUAACACUGAGUGGAGUAUAUGAGAGAGCAGUUGACAAAGCACACUGGUGAUAGUUGGUAGGGGAUGACAGUGAUGAUGUAAUUACAUGUAAUAGUGACACUGUUCCCAAUGUUGAGCACCCAAAAAUCUGUUUUUGACACCCCUUCUUGAAAUGUUGUUUAACAGGUUUGCAAAUGCUGCUUUUAAAAUAGACAAUAGCCAACUAUUUUGAUUGGAUUCCAUAUGUUCAUAUAAAAAACACGUAGAAAACAACCUCUUACCGUGUUUUUGGACGUUACAUCAUCGGCACCCUUCUUCUUCUCCAGCGUCUUCUUGUAAAUGAUCACCAUGGCAACUCCCAUCCUUGUUCCAAGCCACGAGUAAGGCCGGCCAUGGUGAGAAGCGUGCAGAGCACAGAACGUUCACUCCAAAAGCAUUAUACCAUUUCCUUUGAUGUGCGCUUCCCUCUUGGGGUGCUAUCCAGAAGACACAUGAGAAGAUAAGACAUUUUUGACAUUUAGUAGCAUGUAGACAGAAUGCUCCACUGAAAUGGAGUACGCCCAUCUGUGAGGUGUAAAGGUCACACAUUGAGAAACACAAUUUGAAAGCCAUCUGUUACAGUGGACAUCACCAACUGUACAUAUUGAUCAUUACUCAUUUCAUUUCUGGGAAACAUAACACUAUAUCCACACAUAAGUCACUUAUAUUGGACUGGACCCAGUUACUUCCCCCUGAGCCCUUAAGUUUAAGCUCUCUGACAUAUUGGACAAUUCCACGUGUCACACUUGUGUAUUGUUUGUGUUGAUACUUCAGCAUAGGGCAGGGGUAGGGAACCUAUGGCUCGGGAGCCAGAUGUGGCUCUUUUGAUGCCUACAUCUGGCUCUCAAACAUGUCUUAACACGAUAAAAAUGUAUUUUUGGUUUUUUGUUCGCUGACCUUUUAUUGUACAUUACAGAAAUCACAGUGUUAAAAAUAACACUCAAAAUAUAAAACUUUGUUAUGCAUUUUAGUCCAUCAAUCCAUUUUCUACCACAAUGCGGGUGGCCAGAGCCAGUGCCAGCUGUCCUUCCAAUAUUUUCCGGGUCAAACACCAAAAUUCGAUUAUCACUGGAUAAUGCGGUAGCCUAUUCGCGGUAGCCUAUUCGCAUGAACUUCCCUUCCUUAAAUCAAAUAGUCAGAUCGCUAAUUCUGGAAAAAGAAAAAGAUACGGAGUACGGUGCAAAAGCACGCAGCACCAGAAGUCGCAUUAAUGGUAAGAAGUAAUUUAUUUAUUAUUGGAUUGCUUCAGUGUAACAAUGUUAAUAAAAAGAAUAACUUUAGAGGUCCUCCUUAAAAAUGCCCACAUUUACUUGUAUUCAAUGUUAAAAAAUAUUAUAUGGCUCUCAAGGAAAUCCAUUUUAAAAUAUGUGGCUUUUAUGGCUCUCUUAGCCAAAAAGGUUCCCGACCCCUGGCAUAGGGGCUCACUUGCUGUGAUUGUGUAUUGUUUAAUGGAACGCAUGUUUUAUCUGCAUGUUGUGUUUGAUAGACUGCUGGAAA